UCUCAAACUUUCUGCUCAUUAUAGCUUUCCAGAUGCAGCAAAACACCCACAUCUUUUGGAGAUGUGGGUGUUUAGCAUUAAGCAAAACUCUCGAACUAUGAAUGAGUUUGCCCCAAAGAAAUGGAGUCGGAUUUGUUCAGAACAUUUUUCUGACCAUAUGAAGGAAACAGUCGGGAAUAGAGUUGUGUUAAAACUGAAUGCGGUGCCAACUAUAUUCAAAAAUGCUGUGAAUAUAGACUACAGUGAUGAAGGGGCUAAAGGUUUACUAGAUGCUGCUAGUUAUAUAGAAACACAACUCAAUAUUCCUGUGAAUGAAGUAUGUAUUGGAAAAUCUAUUGUAAGUGAGGAGGUUGAAUUUGAAAAAAGCCUUGUGCCCAUGCCAGAUUUAGUCAUGGAUGAUAAUCAAAUAAAUUUGACCCAGGAUGACUGUACUAUUGAAGAACAUGAUAAUCAGGUGAUCAAUUUCAACUGUUUAUUGCAUGAUCAUACAUACAGUUGUCAAUCUCCUUAUAGACUGAAGCGUCAGUUAGAGGAGGUCAUUGAGAAAGCUGAGUCACUUAAGAAAAACUUAAGAACAGCAGAAUGCAAAAUGGUAGUCUGAGAAUGAAAGUCAAUGAUAUGUCUUCUGUUGUUUCUAGUUUAACAGAGGAAGGUUUUGUUAAUGUUGAUCAGGCUGAAAUUCUUAACAAUACCCUUUCAGGAGUGUCAAGGGAUAUAUUUAAUAGGUUAACACAUGAAGAUAAAACACGUGUUUCCUACCCUCCUGA
Xenia sp. Carnegie-2017 is the source of this 767-nucleotide messenger RNA. RefSeq lists its product as uncharacterized. Bases 62 to 601 code for a protein of 179 amino acids. NCBI's taxonomy places the organism in Eukaryota, Metazoa, Cnidaria, Anthozoa, Malacalcyonacea, Xeniidae. The record is from RefSeq and is a predicted model, not a curated record. The transcript is spliced from 2 exons.